AUGGCUCCUCCGAAAAUAAGAACGUAUAUCGAUGAUUAUGUCAAAUUUGGUUUUACGUUCAUUGAAAAAGAUGGUGUCCAAAAGCCUCAGUGUGUUAUUUGUCACGUUGUAUUAAGUAAUGAUGCCCUCCGACCUAGUCGACUAGAACGACAUUUAACCACAGCUCAUCCGAUGCUAAAAGGAAAACCUAAAGAGUUUUUUGUUGCUAAAAACAAUUCUUCAAGUAAAAUGAAAAUUGACCAUACCGGUGAGUUUCAACAGAAUAAUGAAAAAAUUGUUGAAGCUUCAUAUCACAUCGCCUUCAUGGUGGCUCAGCAAAAGAAACCCCAUACCUUAUGUUAUUUGUCACGUUGUAUUAAGUAA
Molecule: messenger RNA, 363 nt
Organism: Metopolophium dirhodum (rose-grain aphid)
Lineage: Eukaryota; Metazoa; Arthropoda; Insecta; Hemiptera; Aphididae
Product: zinc finger BED domain-containing protein 5-like
Exons: 1
Coding region: 1-363 (120 amino acids)
Source: RefSeq, a predicted model, not a curated record